Molecule: messenger RNA, 2699 nt
Organism: Xiphias gladius (swordfish)
Lineage: Eukaryota; Metazoa; Chordata; Actinopteri; Istiophoriformes; Xiphiidae
Gene: pla1a
Product: phospholipase A1 member A
Exons: 11
Coding region: 460-1833 (457 amino acids)
Biological process (GO): lipid metabolic process
Molecular function (GO): carboxylic ester hydrolase activity; lipase activity
Source: RefSeq, a predicted model, not a curated record
UCACCGCAAGGCAAAGAGCUUCAACCACUUGUCGGCCCAGUACAAGACCAGUCUGGGGAAAAAAAAGAAAGAAAAAAAAAAAUCACCCGCUGACAAAUGUGAAAAGGACAAGGGAAGGUUUAUUGUGGAUACUGUCGAGCUUGGAGUGGAGCUUUCCGGGAAAAGAAAACACAGCAAACUCUGCCUGGAUUAUUAGAAAACGUUUUAUUUGAACUGGUUUAUAAGGCUUCCGACCUUGCUUCGUGGCUGCUCUUUGCCAGUUAAAGGCUGAGUGUUCGCUCCAGAGUUACAGCACUGCACAGAGCUGGGAUUUUCCCAAAGCCAAAAGCUGAUCUCCAUCCACCAAUCUGGGGCUAAGGCGAACAGCUGAGCACAGUUGAGCGCUAACUAAAGCUCCCAGGCAGCUACUCUCCCCAAUCCCCUCUCUGCUACUGCUGAAAAAUUCCUAGGGAGCACAAGAUGAUCCUCCUUUGUGUUUUGAUGGUCUGCAUCACAUCGCCGGUGGCGGGUGUAGAGGAAAGGCAGGGGGACGAUGAGUGCGCGGACAUCAACAACACUACAUGGCGGGGCUACCGGCAGCAGAGACUCAAGCUGCAGGUCCAGUACCUGCUGCUGACGAGGGGAAACGUGGACUGUGCACAAACCUUCAACCAGGAGUCUCUCGCCAAGCAGCCCUCCUACUUCAACGCUUCCCGCCCGACCAAAGUCAUCGUCCACGGAUACAGAGCCCUGGGCAGCAAGCCGUCCUGGGUGAAGGAGCUGGCCGGGGCCCUGCUCAGGGCGCAGGAUGUGAACGUGCUGGUGGUGGACUGGGUCUACGGCGCCUCCUUCGCCUACAACCUGGUGGUGGAGAAUUACAAGGAGGUGGCCUUGCAGAUCUCUGUCCUCAUCAACCAGCUGCAGAAACACGGAUGCAAACUGGAGUCCUUCCACUUCAUCGGGAUCAGCCUCGGGGCGCACGUGGCUGGUUUUGUGGGGACUCUCUUUGAGGGGAAGAUAGGAAGAAUCACAGGCCUCGACCCUGCUGGACCCAUGUUUAAAGGAGCUGACACCUAUGACCGGCUGGACCCAUCUGACGCCCAGUUUGUCGAAGCCAUCCACACAGACUCCGACUAUUUUGGCAUCUCCAUCCCCGUGGGUCAUGUGGACUUCUUCCUGAACGGAGGGAAGGACCAGACUGGAUGUGCCCGCUCCAGGUUUGCCUCAAUUUUCGUCUACUUUCCAGUGUAUGGUUAUGUGAUAUGUGACCACAUGAGGGCUCUGCAUGUCUACAUGAGCACGUUGAAUGGCUCCUGCCUGUUAAAGGGGAUUCCAUGCUCCAGCUAUGAAGACUUCCUGAAGGGACACUGUGUGGACUGUGAUGUCUUCAGGGGGACAUGUCCAGCUAUAGGUUUAUCAGGAAACAGUGGGAUAGCCAUAUCUCCCAUUCCCAAAGAGCAGAAGCUAUUCCUUCUCACGACUUCUUCGCCACCUUUUUGUGUUCAUCACAUCCUGCUGAAGCUGGAGGUUUCUCCCCUGGGUAAAAGCGCCGAGGUGGAAGUGACGCUGAGGACCGAGGACCUGGGAACGGAGCAGAGGCUCAGGCUCCAGACGUCCACGACAGUGUACAGGAUGGUGUUGGCUCACCCCGUGGCUCUGUGUGAGAUCGACUCCAUCAAGCUGAAGAACACCGGCGCUCGGUUCUACAGACAGGGAGACAUCCACUUCAACUCCGUCUGUCUGUCUGAGUUCCCCUCUCUCAGGCGAGAGGAGCCGCUGUGCGUGAACAACAUCAAUAUCAGACGAGGAGCUCCGUGGUCUCAUGACUUUGUACAGGUGUGCGACUUCUUCUGAAGAAAGAAGAGAGAGAUCUGCUCAAAAGGAAACCGACCCCCCCCCGAGCACCUGCACUGACGUCACCCAUGGGGACUAACAUGAAGUCGGUUUCACUUGUUUGAUUUUAAGAGUAAAAUCUCUGUGAUUGGAGCCAAAGAACCAUAUUUUAUUCUGGAUUCACUUUACUACUGUCAAAAUGCAGUCUAGUCAUAUUGUUGUUUGGUUAAUCCGCUGAUUUUACAACAACACGACUUUCAUGGUCAUGAAACAGUGAAAAAAGAAGUGACUCACAUUUUCAUUUCUUAUCGCCAAAGUCUUGUUUUGGGUUAUCUAAGUUUGCCUCUUAGCUUAUUCCUCUCUCUGAAAAGCGUUUAAAGCAUGAAUCCUGUUCCUAUGAUGUGGUUUUGCACCCGGGGCCUAACUUAAUCUGCCUAAUCUGCCCCAGGAGACCAGACUCUGUUGUAUUUUUAGGGAUUUUAGCAAUAAACAGAGAAAGUAACUGGGGACUGUGCUUUGGCUUUCCCUGUCGAUAUUUGGAUGUUUAAUCUUUUCCUACAAAAAAAGGGAAAAAAAUUAAACUGAACGGAAUUGUAAGAAUCAAUGUGUGUAGCGUGCUGUGAUCAAAGAUUUGGGUGGGUGAUUUCCUCAGUAGCUACUGUUACAUAAAUCCAUUAUGAAACUAGAGUGGCACUCAGUAUAGCGCAUACCUCAAUAAAGCCACAAAAAAAAACCAAAACAAUCUUAAAAAAAACAAAUGUGCUUUUGGACCUACCGGCAAUGUGACACAAAACACUCUUGAUGCAUUGGUAGGAGCUGAAUGUCCAUGAGAAAUUAGUUCCCAAAAAAGUCAAGGCAAACUGCUAGGCACAAGGUACGAAGAGCCU